CGGAGGGAAGCGGUUAGAGGUGGGAGUUGGCGUUGCGGGCCGGGCGGGGGCCGCGGAGCUGCGAUGCGGACGGGGCCGCGGCGGUGACCCGAGCUGCCGCCCGACAUGAACUCGCUGGAGCAGGCGGAAGCUUUUGGCGCCGGCUGAGGCUGCUGCUGAUUUUCCACAUACCAUUUUACGAAGCUCCUAAAAGUGAACCAGCCAGUUUCCUUAUAUGUGAAAUUGGAAUUAAAGAAACGUAAUGUUUCUGUCAAGUGCUUAAAGCUGUCCUAGUAAACGAAGUAAACAGUGCAGUGAUACAUAUCUCAAGGCUUUUGAGAGGAGACUUACAGAAUAUAUUCAUUGUUUGCAACCUGCCACUGGACGUUGGAGAAUGCUUCUUAUAGUGGUAUCUGUCUGCACAGCUACUGGUGCCUGGAACUGGUUAAUAGAUCCUGAGACACAAAAGACCAGAGACCUUAUCUUCACUCGUUUAGCAGUAUUAAUUGAGCAUGUACGUUUGCCAAGCACUAUUUCACAUACUGGAAGAACAGAGAUGCACAGGACCACGUCUACUCCUGUGGUGUCCUUCUUCACAUCUUUAUGGAAUCACCCAUUUUUCACUAUUAGCUGUAUUACUCUAAUAGGCUUGUUCUUUGCCGGAAUACACAAGAGGGUCGUUGCACCAUCAAUCAUAGCUGCUCGAUGUCGAACUGUAUUAGCAGAAUACAAUAUGUCUUGUGAUGAUACAGGAAAACUCAUUUUGAAACCUAGACCUCAUGUUCAGUGACAAUGUGCACUCAUUGUUAUGGGACCUAAAACAGCCUUUCUUCAAAUGAGUGAUACAGCAAAAAGCCAUAAAGGAUUCCUUUUACAGUUGGAUAUGUGAAGGUCAUAGCAACAACUGACAAGAAGUGUGCAAUAUUUACCCAGAUGAUCUCGAUGAUGAUGACUCGCCUCCCCCGUGCUUGGUACCUUUGAUUAUCUGUGUUACAGUGUUAGUGUCACUUUAGUACUUCAGACCCUGCAGCGACUUCUGCAGAUGAAGUAUGUCUAGAUGUUACUAAGUUAAACUUAGAAACAGAACCUCAUCCCAGUUUUUAUAAUGUAUUUUUGCAAACUACUGUAAAUAGCAAAUCAAUGCCAGUGUCAAAGA
Lontra canadensis (Northern American river otter) is the source of this 1135-nucleotide messenger RNA. RefSeq names its product CTD nuclear envelope phosphatase 1 regulatory subunit 1 (gene CNEP1R1). The record is from RefSeq and is a predicted model, not a curated record. Gene Ontology annotation, cellular component: cytoplasm; Nem1-Spo7 phosphatase complex. Bases 374 to 769 code for a protein of 131 amino acids. The transcript has 8 exons. NCBI's taxonomy places the organism in Eukaryota, Metazoa, Chordata, Mammalia, Carnivora, Mustelidae.